AUGUCUUCCCAUGAUACGACUCUACUGCCUUCGGGAACAACCAUAGAGUAUGCUCUAUCGCGGCCGCCUGUUUCUGCUUCGAGUGUAAGUUCAGUUGAAGGCGACUCAGAACCAGCCGAGAGCAAGCUCGCGAUCUGCCUGCAUCCUUGGUCAAGGCUGGGCGGAAGAAUGGACGAUCCCAUUCUGCACAUACUCGUCGGACCGCUGCUUGAAAGGGGCUAUCACGUCCUGCGGUACAACUCGCGCGGAGUCGGCAGGUCGUCUGGAUGGGCAUCUCUGACGGGCAGUCGCGAGGCGCAGGACCUGAAGGAAGUCGUGCAGUGGGCCCUCAGCGUCGUGCCGGCCGUCGUAUCGCUGGUGGUAAUGGGUUAUUCGUACGGCUCGCUGAUCGCGUCUGUCCUUCCCGUCCUUCCGAACGUGAAGACAUCACACGUCCUGCUGUCGUACCCCCUCGGACCACGGCACUGGCUGACCGCUUUCCGGGGCAAGGCUUAUACGAGCGCGCUGCAGGCGCUCAUUCAGGACCCACAUUCGAAUGUCCUUAUACUGUUUGGCGACGACGACGAGUUCACAGAUUCGGAGAGCUACGAGACGUGGUCGAAGAGUCUGUUAGAGGUUUCCGGAGCCAAUGGUGUGGAACGCAGGCUGAAGGUAGUGAAGAUUGACGCUUUCAAGCAUUUGUCGCAGAAAAUGCCGCUGCCAGACGAGCGACCGCGUCAGAGCGUCGCCAAUCUCAUAGGACGCUUCGAGGAGCAGAAUAAGCGGCAGUCUUUCACGUCUCCCAGCGCUUCUCGUCCGUCAAGUGCCGUGUCGUUCGUCGUGGGCGAUGCAGCCAAGGAAGAGAUCAAGGAGAAGCGCGAAUGGCCUCCCAAAUCCAGGCCUGUUCCUUCUACUGUUCCUGUUGAGCCACAGAAUGAAGAGAUGAAGCGAAAGUCUCAGUUGCCGAUCUCUCCACCAGAACCCGCUGCCCUUCUCGUUCGAGAGGCCGCACCCUUUUCCUCAGAGGAUGUGAUCGCUGCGGGACCUGUCCCCCCUCCUUCGGUAGAGACAGCUGUUCCUGUGCCAAAGACAGUACCGCAGCGGCAGUCUUCGAUCGGAGCCGCUCCGCCUGCGCGUACUCCCGUUACUCCGUCGAAGUCUACGCCCGCUAGAAGUGCUGCCGCCACCCGAGCACCUGUUCGUACACCUGCACGGUCCCCGCCAAGUUCGUUUCAGAAUACAUUGUCGGCGUCUACCUCGACACCGAUUACGAGGUCGUCUUCGAACACGCCAGCAGCUGCGGCUAAACCUCGCCCGUCCUCGACAACGCCACACCGUCCACCCGCGCCGACCACUCCAGCUCGCCCCAAGACCCCUUCCGUAUCGCGUCCUAAGACUCCGUCUGCGUCUCGCCCCAAGACUCCCUCUUCGGUAGCGCGACCGAAGACGCCUGCGUCAGGGCUAUUCGCACCUACAGCUGCCUCUCUCGCUAAGGCACGCAACGCGAGUUCUCCCGUACCUCCGACGCCAACCAGGAAGCCAACCGUGGGUCUCGCUACGCUGGAGAGGCUUAGCAAGCCGACUGCCUCGAGCAUCUCUAAGGUGCGCACGCCGACGCUCCCCCCUCCAGCUGCACACGCGAGAGGCGGGAAGGUGUCAGGCAGGGGUGCGGCACCGACAAGGGGGAUGGCUGCCAAGACUCGUGGCGGAGCUGCAGCGAAGGCGCCUGCGAAGAAAGCUGCGGCGCUUGCGACUGUUACUGCUUCCGCAGCGGAUGAGCGCGCUGUGGAGUCGGAGGUCAAGGAGCAUCCCGAGGAGGUCCCGGAGCAUCAACACGAAGAAUCAACGAGCACGCUAGUGGACGAACCCGAGCAUACUGCGGAAUUCACGGAGGAGCCUGAGGUCCAUCACGCGGACGGAUCUGAUAAAGAAGCGAUCGUGCAGGAGGUGCAUGCCAUGGGGGUGGAGGAAGCAAACGACAGACCCGAAGUUACAGCCCCUGUGGACGAUUAUUUGGAUGAACUGUCGCACACUUCCGAGUCAGGGCCGCUCGAGCACAUCACAACAGAGUCAGUUACCGAUGAGGCUGUCCAUGAAACAUUAUCUGAUACGCCCCAUCACGACUCCGAUCACGACUCCGUGCAUGUCGAAGUUACAUCUGAAGUUGCCGAUUUAAAUGAGGAUGAGCAUGUUGAAGGAGAAGUCCACGACCAUAAUCACGAGAAAGGCGACAUUUUUUUCGCUGAUGAUGCCCACGUAAAUGGGAAGACUGGGACGGACGUCGAGGAUAUCGUCAAUCUCCUGGAAACCAAACCCCGACCGGCGAGCAUUGCAAUCAUACCGGAUGAAGUGGCAGAAAUUCCGGACGAAUAUUGA
This is a messenger RNA of Sparassis crispa, 2355 nucleotides long. RefSeq lists its product as hypothetical. Gene Ontology annotation, molecular function: hydrolase activity. The record is from RefSeq and is a predicted model, not a curated record. The transcript is spliced from 5 exons. NCBI's taxonomy places the organism in Eukaryota, Fungi, Basidiomycota, Agaricomycetes, Polyporales, Sparassidaceae. The coding region runs from base 1 to 2355 and encodes 784 amino acids.